AUGGAUCUCUCAAGCACAAAUUUGAUUCCUCAAAUUAUACGAAUUCUACAAAUUAUGAAGAAUAAAGAAGAAAACAUCAAAGAAUUUAAUAAAGAGAUUUCAAAUCUUCAUCAGCAAAUAUCAAAUAUUCGAAAAAUGCUGCAGUCACUUCCUGGUAAAGAUCUGAGUAUUUUAGAUCAAGAGGAAAUAAUUCAGGGCUUAGAAAAGCAAAUUUCGAUACAGAAAAAGUUAUUAGCUGAAAUAAACGUAGUAGAGCAAGAUAAAUAA
Messenger RNA from Pneumocystis jirovecii RU7, 267 nucleotides. RefSeq lists its product as uncharacterized. The record is from RefSeq and is a predicted model, not a curated record. NCBI's taxonomy places the organism in Eukaryota, Fungi, Ascomycota, Pneumocystomycetes, Pneumocystales, Pneumocystaceae. Gene Ontology annotation, biological process: regulation of transcription by RNA polymerase II. Gene Ontology annotation, cellular component: mediator complex. The transcript is spliced from 3 exons. Gene Ontology annotation, molecular function: transcription coregulator activity. The coding region runs from base 1 to 267 and encodes 88 amino acids.